AUGCCGUAUAAAUACGACAUUAAAAGCACCGUACCAUACCAUAUGAACAACAGUAUUAAUGGCAUCCGAUCUCUUAUCUACAGUGGUGAUCAUGAUAUGGUGGUGCCUUUCAUUGCAACUCAAGCCUGGAUAAGAUCUCUCAAUUACUCCAUCAUUGAUGAUUGGAGGCCUUGGAUGAUCAACGAUCAAAUCGCUGGAUACACGAGAACUUACGCCAAUAAGAUGACAUUUGCUACUGUCAAAGGAGGUGGACACACGGCGGAGUAUAAACCAAGUGAGACAUUUAUCAUGUUCCAAAGGUGGAUCAGUGACCAGCCUUUGUAA
This is a messenger RNA of Microthlaspi erraticum, 324 nucleotides long. Lineage: Eukaryota; Viridiplantae; Streptophyta; Magnoliopsida; Brassicales; Brassicaceae. The record is from the annotation of a GenBank genome assembly.